AUGGCGGCGAAGAACGACCAAGUUACAGACACCAAAAAGAGAAAGCGAACCAACACCGAAACUCACAAAUCCCCUUCUAAACCAAAGGAACUUGCGGAUUUUAGAAAGAAGAAGAGAAGACGCCAUUUUACUCUCGAACAAGAUCUUGCUCGUCUAUGGGAAAAGAUGAGGCAUCACGAGAUUGCGAAAGCAGAUAGAUCUAAGUUGGUCACAGAAGCUUUAACGAAAAAUGAAGGGGAAGAUUCAUUAGAUUGCAGGGUCUUAUAUUACUCUCUCACUUUUGGCCUUCAAGUGCCUUUACACUUAUCAAAUGUAUAUCACAGAGACCUUAAGCCAAAGAAUAUACUGGCAAAUGCAAAUUGCAAACUCAAAGUUUAUGAUUUUGGACUUGCACGUGUUGCAUUCAAUGAUACCCCAACAACAACUUUUUGGACGUACACACUUGCAAUUGAUAUAUGGAGCAUUGGAUGCAUUUUUGCAGAAGUGCUGACAGGAAAACCAUUGUUUCCUGGUAAAAGUAUUGUGCAUCAAUUAGACUUGAUCACUGAUCUUCUUGGAACACCACCACCCGAAAUUAUUGCAGGAGUAUAG
This is a messenger RNA of Vicia villosa (hairy vetch), 591 nucleotides long. RefSeq names its product mitogen-activated protein kinase 9-like. The transcript has 6 exons. The coding region runs from base 1 to 591 and encodes 196 amino acids. Gene Ontology annotation, cellular component: nucleus; cytoplasm. Gene Ontology annotation, biological process: intracellular signal transduction; protein phosphorylation. Gene Ontology annotation, molecular function: MAP kinase activity; ATP binding. NCBI's taxonomy places the organism in Eukaryota, Viridiplantae, Streptophyta, Magnoliopsida, Fabales, Fabaceae. The record is from RefSeq and is a predicted model, not a curated record.